UCCACUUAUCUCCUCCCUCCUUCGCCUGCAGCCAGAUAACAGCCCUAACAGUUGGAUCAAGUACUAGCCAGUCACCACCGCAACCUGACGGACACCAGUGCACCCUAACGGUCUCCUCCGCCGCCCACAAAAAGUCACUGUUGGGGUUUUUGGAGUAGUUAAUGCACAGAUGUUAGCGCUGGAAGCUGUAGUACAAAUUUGGUAGUAUGUAAAUAAGUUCUCGUGUGAUAUUGUCGUUAAAGAGGAAGGUUGUAGGGAGAGAGAGAGAGAGAGAGGGAGAGGGAGAGACGCAGCUUUCCGUUAUUUCAGUUCCAGCGCGCCGCGGCGGCACAAAACACCAUGAGCGUCCCGCUUUACGCACCGACCCCCAUCCAGCCGGCACACCCGACUCCCUUCUACAUCGAGGACAUUCUGGGAAGGACAACCACCAACACCUCCUCUUCCUCCUCUUCUGCAUCUUCAUCCUCGUCCUGCUCCACUCCGGUCAUCCCCACACCGACUCUCCCGUCGCCCAACUCCUCCUUUACCAGUCUGAUCUCGCCAUACCGGACGCCGAUUUAUGAACCCACGCCGAUUCACCCGGCGCUGUCUCACCACGCCGCGUUGACGGCGACGUACGCCUCUGCCGGGGCUUUCACCGGUUCCAUGUACCCGUUCCACCACCAACACCACCGCUCCAUGGGGGAGUACGCACAGGCGCUGCUGAGGCACGACCACCUCGGGAAGCCUCUGCUGUGGACGCCCUUCAUCCAGCGACCUCUGCACAAAAGGAAAGGCGGUCAGGUCCGCUUCUCCAACGACCAGACCAUCGAGCUGGAGAAGAAGUUUGAGACCCAGAAAUAUCUGUCACACUACAGUCACACAUCAGCUCUAACUAGGACAUUUUGUUUGUUGACAGAAAGACUUCAGCACAGAACUUGGAUUUCAGCGGACAAACAGUUUACACACACAAGUCACAGGAGACCAUUCAUUUUUUUUUCUCCAUUUGUCUCUCAGGUUAAAACUUGGUUCCAAAAUCGACGAGCGAAGUGGCGAAGACUGAAGCAGGAGAACCCUCCGGCCGGCAAGAGGGAGGCGGAGGAGGACGGAGCCGCCGGCGGCAGCAGCAGCAGGAAAGGAGACGAGCGGACCGAGCCGGCUGGGAUCCGGAGCCCGGAGCACCGACACGGGAGCCCGGCAUCGGAACCGGCGCAGGCGGCUCUCUGCGGGCGGCCCCUGUCAUCGCAGCAGUCGUACACGGAGCUGAAGUCGGAGGUGUCGGACGAUACAGACCAGGAGCUGGACAUAGAGGACGACGACCCGUUUACACUAAACCCGCAGUUCUGAAACUCAGGCUCCGGACCGACACCGGACCGCGAACACUCGGUGAUGAGGAGCCAAUCAGUGUCAGGCUGCUUCAGAGACUAGCUCCUGAUCUGACAGGCCUCUGAGGUAAAACACAGCCGGACAGGUGGACUCUCUGCUCCUGCUGCGUCCAGCUGCGUCCAGCUGCUGUAUAUAAAGGUGUUGCUGUCAAUAGAAGAGUGUGUCUGUACUGUUCCAUGUGUUGUGUUGGAGGACAAACGGCCUGAAGUGUGCAGGCCUUUGUCUAAAGAUGUGAUAUUCCAGUAAAUCAUCAGUGUGGCGUGAAUUGUGUUUCUAUAUCUAAGAAACGAUUUUGUGAUAAGAAUAAAUCUGACACUUUGUAUAUA
Messenger RNA from Stegastes partitus (bicolor damselfish), 1691 nucleotides. RefSeq names its product hematopoietically expressed homeobox (gene hhex). Lineage: Eukaryota; Metazoa; Chordata; Actinopteri; Pomacentridae. Gene Ontology annotation, molecular function: RNA polymerase II cis-regulatory region sequence-specific DNA binding. The transcript has 4 exons. Bases 340 to 1326 code for a protein of 328 amino acids. The record is from RefSeq and is a predicted model, not a curated record. Gene Ontology annotation, biological process: cell differentiation; regulation of transcription by RNA polymerase II.